AUUGGAAAAAUAUUGCCAUUGAAAAACCCAUCUUUCUGAUAUUGGAUAAAGUAAUUCAGUAACCUGAAAGCCUAAGUCUUUUUUUUUUUUGCAGUGUUUCACUGUAGUGUUGGUUGUGGAUGCCAUGAAAUUUAAUUUUAAAAUUAGUGUGUCUUCCUUUUCCCUCAUUUAGCCUUUACAGUUGUCCUCCUUUGUCCUUUUCAGAUAUCUGGCAAUCCUUUCUGUGAUAAGCCAGACUUCAUUAGGGCAGUGGGUUCAUACAUUUAAUUUUAGCCAGGGUUUGAGUUUGCAGUAGAAAUUCCAGUUUGACAGUUGCAGCAAGUUUGAAAGAUAUAUAUAUUUUAAAAUGGCACCAAGUCCAUCAGUAUACACAGAUAGAGAAUAUCAAUGUGAAAAACCAGUGGAGGACAUUUAAAUAUUUGCUGUCUAUGGGGAAGAUUUCAGACAGCUCUCAGAAGAAACUAAAAAAACAAAUUUAUUCUUGUAUUUUUGUCUCCUUGUAUAUAAAACCACUAAUGUUGUGGGCAGCACAAGACUGAGCCUGAAAUUUACAAAAAAUUAAGCUGGGAUGUUUUCUGCUUUUUCUGGCUUAGGGAAAGAGAAAGUGAUACUCCUGAACUUCUUGUUUGGUUUCAACUUGACAAAAUCUAGGGGAGGACACCAAGGGAGUUUGUGACCAAUAUCCCCUUCCCUAGUUUCUCUAUGGCCACAGAGAGUCUGUUCAGCUAUCUCCCUUCUAUUUUUCUGUCCUUGAAAUUUUCUGUCUACUUCUUGAAGGUAUGAGUUGAUCCUCUUCACAUUUGGGACAAAUGUGGUUGGCAGCAGAUACUUAAUCACCACAGAAGAGACAGAAUUCUUAAGACAGAAUUGGCAAUUGUGCUUUCCCCUGAUCCUGUUUGAAAGCCUUGGCCCAAAGGCUCCCCGCCAGCGGAAAGAUAAAAAUCUUGGACCCAAAACUGCAGCUAUGCACGCUACAUUGCCUGGCAGCUUCAGAUGUCACUUGGGAGGAGUUGACCCAUAUUUUCUGUCUCCUUGUGUCACCGUUCACUUUUUCAUCCUUCCAUCCGCAGAUACAGAUAGGCGAGAUUCUGUCAAGUGGCCCAGGUUUUUAAGGGAGUCCUCUUAUGAAUAGAAAGGUUUUUUUCUUCUGAUUGAGCACUGGGAAGUGACUUUAGUUGACAUGUCAGUUUUAGAUUCCUGUAGAAUAAGAGGAAGAGAACACACAGUAAUGGAGUAUAUGAGUACCGGUAGUGAAAAUAAGGAAGAGUUUGACUUACUGCUGACAGAUUUAAAUAUGUCCGAAGUAAUUGACAUCAUGGAGAACCUUUAUCCCAAAGGUGACCUGACAAUUUACAAAGACAACCUCAUUGCUCUGCAUCCAGAAAAGAACAAAAAUGAGGAGCCGACUGAAUCUUUGCUCUUCAGCCGAAGAGAAGUUUCUUUGCUUUCGUGUGUCAAGUAUGGGACUGUGGAAGACCUACUGGCAUUUGCCAACCAGGUGUCAAACACCGCAAAGCAGUUAUGUCAGCACAGGAGACAAGAAUCUGGAAUCAUAUUAAACAUGAUCAAACCCAAAAAUGGGCGCUAUAAGAUUGACUCGGAUGUUCUUCUAUUUCCUUGGAAACUAACAUAUAGAAAUAUUGGGACUGAUUUUAUUCCAAGGGGAGCUUUUGGGAAAGUAUACUUGGCGCAAGAUACAGAAACCAAAAAGCGGAUGGCUUGUAAGAUGGUUCCCGUGGAGCAGUUCAAGCCAUCAGAUGUUGAAAUCCAAGCCUGUUUUCGCCAUGAAAAUAUUGCUGAACUUUAUGGAGCUAUCUUAUGGGAUGAGACAAUCCAUCUCUUUAUGGAGGCAGGGGAAGGAGGUUCUGUCCUAGAAAAGAUAGAAAGUUGUGGGCCUUUGAGAGAAUUUGAAGUCAUCUGGCUGGCAAAACAUAUUCUCAAAGGACUUGAGUUUCUUCACUCAAAGGGAGUUAUUCAUCAAGAUAUCAAACCAAGCAACAUUGUUUUCAUGUCAACCAAAGCUGUUUUAGUGGAUUUUGGACUUAGCGUUCAAAUGACAGAAGAUGUUUAUUAUCCUAAAGAACUUCGAGGAACAGAGAUUUACAUGAGUCCAGAAGUGAUUCUCUGCCGAGGCCACAGUACAAAAGCUGACAUCUACAGUCUAGGAGCAACCAUCAUCCACAUGCAAACCGGCAUCCCACCAUGGGUCAGUCGAUAUCCUCGUGCAGCAUAUCCCUCCUAUCUCUACAUAAUCCAUAAGCAAGCUCCGCCACUUGAGGACAUUGCUGAGGAUUGCAGUGCUAAUAUGAGACAGUUGUUGGAAGCAGCUCUUGAAAGGAAUCCCAACCAGAGACUUUCGGCUACAGAAUUGCUCAAACAUGAAGCCUUGCACCCAUCACGAGAGGAACAGCCCCGUUGUCAGAGUUUGGAUUCAGCACUUUUUGCACGAAAAAGGUUGCUGGAAAAGAAUGAGUUGGAACUCUCUGAGAAUAUUUCAGAUUCUUCAUGUCUUGGGAUUACUGAGGAAUUGGAUUUGCUGAGGAGACAACGCUCAUUAUAUAUAAACCUUGGAGCAUUAGCUGGCUACUUUAAUAUUGUCCGUGGACCAACAACACUAGAUUAUGACUAGAUUUAGUGGUCUCUUAUGUGGAACUGAAAGGAGUAAGUUAUAUAUAGAGAGAGGGGGGUGGGAAGUGAAUGAAGUAAUAUUGGAGCAAAAGAGCAUAUUUAUGCUCCACCAUUAGUUUAGUUUGUUUUGAUUAUCAAGGGAGAUAAGCACCUUCUUUCAAAAUAAUAUUUGGGGGCUUCAUUUUUUUUUUAUCAUACUUCCUCAGUGCUGUUGCAAUUGACCUCCUUUGUUUCAAACUGAGGGUGUGGCAAAUUUAGGAAUUCUGUACAUAAGCUAAGAACAUUUCCAAGAAAACAUUACUGAAUUCAGAGUCACCUAGUUUCCUAAUGAAUAUGUAUAAUUUAAUUCAUGUAUAUCUACUGGUUUUGAGGGAAGGAAACCCCUAUUGUGACUUGAGUUGCAUCUUCUGUUUAAGUUUUUAAUUAUCAAGCUGCUAGACAGGGAUUGUCAAAACGCCUUCUCCCCACGCUGGCUGAAAGUAUUUUCCAACACAAUAGUUCUUUGACAUGAAUGGGAACUGUGCCAGAUCUUGAGAUAAACUCUGUCAUGUGAAUGUAAAUUACACAAAGACUUAGUAACUGCAAUCAUAGGCUGUUUGAAUGUUAACAUAUUGUGUAAAUGACUCAUGAAGGUGAGCUUAAUUUAAUUUAAGAACUAUGUGUUAAAAAUAGACAUGUAGUUAGGUGUUACAAUUAUUUUAUGUUCCUAUGGAAAGAAUACCUCCUUUUAUUUUUGAAGAUUUGAGUGCAUUUAAAACAAAUGUUUUGAAUGAUAGUAAAACUAGUUCAAGAACAAAGCUUUGUACAUCCUAUGGGAUGAAUAUAUUAACUUUUAUAAAACAGUUUAAUGGUUUAUUAAGCUAUUUUUUUUAAAAAAGAGGCAUACUAUGUAUGUUAUAAAUAGAGCGAUUAACAACAUCAUGGUUUAGUUUUUAUAUUUAAAUGUCUUCGUAUGCAAAAUGUAUUUGUAUCAAUUUCUUGAAGUUCUAAUUCCUGAAUCAGUUACUGUAAAAAAAUAAAUUUCUGUUAAAUG
Pseudonaja textilis is the source of this 3661-nucleotide messenger RNA. RefSeq names its product mitogen-activated protein kinase kinase kinase 8 (gene MAP3K8). NCBI's taxonomy places the organism in Eukaryota, Metazoa, Chordata, Lepidosauria, Squamata, Elapidae. Gene Ontology annotation, molecular function: protein kinase activity; ATP binding. The record is from RefSeq and is a predicted model, not a curated record. Gene Ontology annotation, biological process: protein phosphorylation.